AUGCAGAGACAAGCAGAAGAUGAUGGAGCCAAGCCUCAAGACACUUCGUCCAUCACCAGCCUUUUUAAGUCCUUUGACAUUGGUAGCUCUAGCUCAGAAGUUCAGCAACUACAACCUGCAAAAAUUUGCAAUACUUGUAUAUUCCUGGAAGAAAUCAAGAUGCUGAAUGAAAAAUUGUUGGACGUGUACCUAAGAACCAUGAACGAGACCACUAAUUUUGAAAUGAACGAAGAGAAAUUGUUUUUUUUUAUGAAGAGAGCUAUAGCCACUGGUAAAUUCCGAUGCAGCGACGCAAAUUUGGAAUGGUGCGACGAUGCCAUAGAUGUAAUUAAUAGAAUAAAUUAUUGUUCAAGUUUAAUUUCAUUUAUACUAUCGUUUAAGCCAAACAAUCAAUAG
Molecule: messenger RNA, 396 nt
Organism: Cotesia congregata
Lineage: Eukaryota; Metazoa; Arthropoda; Insecta; Hymenoptera; Braconidae
Source: the annotation of a GenBank genome assembly